This is a messenger RNA of Brenthis ino (lesser marbled fritillary), 852 nucleotides long. The record is from the annotation of a GenBank genome assembly. Lineage: Eukaryota; Metazoa; Arthropoda; Insecta; Lepidoptera; Nymphalidae.
AUGUCUGGACGAGGUAAAUAUCGUAAUAAUCGGCAAAGACAUAAUAACCACACAACGUUGUCGAAAGUUGCGAGGGAAGUAGCUAUUUCUUUGCCGGCAGAUAGCCCCGUAUUGGCUAUGUUUAAAGAAGCGGCAAGCAAACUAAAUCAACGUCAAGAUAGACAUGAAAGAUUAGUUAAACUUUCCCGAGAUAUAACUAUUGAAAGCAAGAGGAUAAUAUUUUUGCUACAUUCUGCAAUCACCGAAGAUUCAUCAGAAAAAAUAGUAAAAGAGGCUAAUGAGCGUCUUCAAAAGCUGACCAAGGGACCAAUCAAGAGCAUAGGCCUAGAACUUGAGAACAGUCCAGCAUAUUUACACUCUCGAGCAGUUACAGCUGGGUUUCAGGAGUAUAUUGAAGCUAGAACAUUUUGUUCAUUAAUGGAGAAUAAAUCAAUAAUAACUUAUUCUGAAGUACAAAAAGAGUUUCAGUUUGUAGUCAAAGAUGGUGAUGUAGCAGAAGAACGGACAGUGACAACUCUGCUACCACAAACUGACUAUAUGCUGGGGAUAGCUGAUUUAACCGGAGAACUGAUGAGAAAAGCUAUCAACUCUAUAUCAAGUGGUGACAGCGAAGAAUGUUUUCAUGCCUGUCAAGUUGUGAGAGAUCUGUUUACUGGUUAUUUAGGACUCUUUGGCAUGGGCAAGGAAUUAGCUCGGAAGAUGUCCACAACACGCAAUAAUGUAGCCAAGGUGGAAGCCGCUGUUUAUGCAUUAAGAGUUAGAGGAGGUGAAGCCCCACCUAACACCUUGUUGUUGUUGCCAGCUAAACCUGAGUGGGAUGCUAUGGAGCAUUCAGAUGAUGAAGGAUAUUAC